Molecule: messenger RNA, 1299 nt
Organism: Coniophora puteana RWD-64-598 SS2
Lineage: Eukaryota; Fungi; Basidiomycota; Agaricomycetes; Boletales; Coniophoraceae
Exons: 3
Source: RefSeq, a predicted model, not a curated record
CCGUGUCAUUGCCGCCAGUCAACGACGAGGAGCUCGUCGGGUACACAGCAAGAAUCGAUCUCCCUCCCAUCGGACUCGGGAAAGGAACUGAGCAUGAUUUGCUCAUGGUACUGCCGCUUGUCGAAAACAAGGAAGAUCCUGUUCUUGCAAUCAAUACCCCAACUCCCGUUCCCGACGCGGAGGAAUUGUUCGAGGACACUGUGCUCGUGCAUCGUUGGUGGAGAUUGGCUCCCUCCUCCCCAUCGAGCCUCAAGCCAUGGAUUGCGAACGUCCCAUCGCUUCUUUGGGCGCUGACGAUUCCGAACCUGGACUCGACUCUGUUCUGGACAAGAAGAAGUACUGGCGAGAGCGGUAUGACAAGGAGCCCCCAGCGCGCCGAGAUGACUUCCGUCGUCUCUCGAUCGACGCACUCCUACUUGCCAGCCCUCGAGCACGCCCUACCAGUGGAGCCCGCACCGAGCAGCACCUCCAUCUUGAUCUCGCGAGGUGCGAGCCGACAUUCCUCACGCUCUUGGUCUCGGUCCGUGGUCGAUGCCCGCUGCCCGACAAUGCGGAGAUGGCGAUCCCCUUCUAUGGCACCGCCAAAUCGGAGCCGGCUUUUCAAGAUGAUGUAGAGGUCACGCGCGAGUCGCUGCUCGAGGAGGGACCAGAGGCGUUCCUCCACGACUUCGCACCGACCUCGUCUGUUGUGACGCGCACCAAGGCUCAGAAGCGCACCGAUCUCAAGAGGCGUCAACGCGAGGAGGCCACGCCAGCGACCGACACUGCCGCAGCUGACCCAUUCACCGUGCCUGAGGCCGAAGAGGGUCUCGACUGGGCCACCGGGUGCGACGCUGUCGGCGCCCUCCAAGCCUCUCAGCCAAUCGACGCAGACGCACCUUCCCAGCAUCUGACUGCGACACAACAGAGGAACCAGCGGCGACGCAACAAGGAGCGCGCCGAACGUCGCACGGAGGACACCCAGUCGUCCGAGGGAUCCUCCACCCAGCCUCCAUCAUCGAACAAGAAAUCCAAGAAGAAGAGCGGCGGCAAGAAGAAGCCCGGAAGCAUGCGACCGGUGUAUGGAAUCCAUCUUCAGCCCUAGCCGCCGACUGGACAAGGAAUUGAGCUCUCACUCUGGCUGCGCGAUCAACUUGCACUUCUGCACUUGUGCUGAUCGCUCGCUUGCUCGCUCAAGUCUUCCGACUCUACUCUGUGUCUUCAAAUGACCAACCGGUGUCCAACAUCCUGGCUACAAGGCGCUCUGGCGCGAACUAGCGCACCACGAUGAGGAUGGCGCGAACUAGCGCACCACGAUGA